This is a messenger RNA of Monopterus albus (swamp eel), 3413 nucleotides long. It is a transcript of the gene eogt, whose product is annotated as EGF domain-specific O-linked N-acetylglucosamine (GlcNAc) transferase. The record is from RefSeq and is a predicted model, not a curated record. Gene Ontology annotation, molecular function: protein O-acetylglucosaminyltransferase activity. The transcript has 16 exons. Gene Ontology annotation, cellular component: endoplasmic reticulum lumen. The coding region runs from base 665 to 2242 and encodes 525 amino acids. NCBI's taxonomy places the organism in Eukaryota, Metazoa, Chordata, Actinopteri, Synbranchiformes, Synbranchidae.
UAGCUACUGUAGCUUUAUAUGUUCGGCUUAAUUUGCUUAGCUUUAACAGUAAAUUCAGAUGACUUCUCUUCAGAGACACGCGUGGGACAAAAAGACAAGGAUAUGAAGCGAGACUAUAUUAGGGCUUGUUCAGAAAUAACCGUCUUUUUGCACGAACAGUUAGACAACCUAGCGAUACGUUAUUGAGCUAGCAUUAACGCAGGACUAAUUCCCCCAGGAGCUUUACGUUACUGAAUAAAUAUGUCAUUAAUCACUCUUAACCUGUAUUGUUACCAAAUCUGCAGAACCGACAGUCAGUUUCUAAUAAGUCAGAUCCAGCUACAUCAGUCUCAGUUCACAUUGUAAUGUUCACUGAUCAUUAAUUUUUGAAGUGCAGAAUGUCUGACUCUGUAAACACAUGUAUACUUGAGACUUUAUAGCUUGGUUCAGGGAAACAGACUUGUUUCAAUAGUGCUGUGGCUACCUGGAACCUCAGACUCACAAUAUUACUAGCCAGCAGUUCUCAUGUGCCUCUUCAGACUCCGCUCUGACUUCUGAGACAACAGUAGGAAAAGGUCACUAAUGCUUCCUGCAACAGGACCUUUCCUUAUGUGGAGCUCAGAUCCGCCUGGAGCAAGAGUGCUGUGAACACAGGCAGCCAUCUCAUGUCUGUGCAAUCCUGACUAUGCUGCUCUUGGUAGCGCUGGGCAUAGUUUUUUCUUCCACUGCGGUCACCGAGGAGAAGGCUGCAAACACCAACCACAAACCACCGAUACCGCUCCUCAACUACAGCAGGAUCUCCCUGCCACCGGAGCACGUACCCUAUUUCCUCUACAACAACAAGAGGGUCGCCAAGCAGUGCCGCCUGGACCCACUGUGCCCCUUUAAAGAUGCACUGCAGGAUUUGUCUGCCUGUUGGGGUUACGAGAAGAAUUGUGAUCCAGGGAAGCGCUUUAGCUAUCCAGUGUGUACCAAAGCUGACUCUGGAUGGGCUGAUUCAAUUCAGGCAGCCCAGGAACUGUUCUGGAAGCAGGCUGACUUUGGCUACGUCAAGGAGCGCCUGUCUGAGCUCAAAACACUCUGCAAGGCCACCAAGCCAGGGGAUUCAUCAUUAAGAUGCAGUAGCCACACUAGAUUCUGUAAGGCAACUAACCUCUACCUGGACUUGCGGAAGCCGCGCAGAAGUCAUGAGAGAUACAAGGAGGACUUCAUUCAGAGGGGUGAGAUUGGUGGUCGCUGUAGACUGAACAAGCAAGCGCUUGCUGCUGAGGGAGAACACAAGAGCCCCUUGCAAUCUUGGUAUGCUGAGCUUCAGACUUACACAGAACUCAACUUUCAUCCCAUAGAGGAUGGACACUGUGACAUCAUCAUUGAAAAACCCACUGUGUUCAUGAAACUGGACGCUGGAGUAAACAUGUACCACCAUUUCUGUGAUUUUGUCAACCUCUACAUCUCGCAGCACAUUAACAACUCCUUCAGCUCAGAUAUCAACAUCAUCAUGUGGGACACGAGUUUUUAUGGUUAUGGGGAUCUUUUCAGUGAAACAUGGAGGGCCUUCUCAGAGUAUGACAUCAUCUACUUAAAGACAUAUGACUCAGAGAGAGUGUGUUUCAAAGAUGCCUUCUUCUCACUCCUCCCGAGAAUGAGAUAUGGCUUAUUUUACAACACGCCUCUUAUAUCAGACUGUUCCAGUGAGGGGAUGUUUAGGGCUUUCUCCCAGCAUGUCCUCCAUCGGCUGAACAUCCUGCAAGAUGGGCCAAAGGAGGGGCGUGUUCGAGUCACCCUGCUGGCACGGAGCACAGAAUAUAGAAGGAUAUUAAACCAAGUGGAGCUGGUAAAUGCCCUCAGGACUGUGCCUUUACUGGAGGUCAACGUGGUGGACUACAAAUACAAGGAUGUUCCUUUCCUGGAGCAGCUGAGGAUCACCCACAACUCUGACAUCUUUAUAGGGAUGCACGGGGCAGGUCUCACACACCUCUUAUUCCUCCCUGACUGGGCUGUGAUCUUUGAACUAUAUAAUUGUCAGGAUGAGAGCUGCUAUCGAGAUUUGGCUCGGCUGCGGGGCAUUCGGUACGUGACUUGGCAGAAAAUGGACAAAGUGUUCCCACAGGACAAGGGUCAUCAUCCCACCCUUGGGGACCAUCCGAAAUUUACCAACUAUAAUUUUGAUGUGGGGGAGUUCAUGCGACUUGUGCUGGAGGGAGCCAGUUAUGUCACAAACCAUCACCAGUAUCAGCGUCGAGCCCAUCAUGAUGAACUCUAGACUAGAGUCUCUGUAAGUGGAGUUAGGGUACAAAUAUCUGACUGCUGAAGAACUCUGAACACGAGCCUGCCUUUAGUUGUGAUCAUCUUGACACCGGCAGUGAACUUUAGUGUCUUUUUAUUUGUUGUAAAGUUACCUCAUUCACCAGUAGUCUAACUGAAUAUAUGUCACCAUCUGUCUGCUGCUUGUAUAGGUCUGGAUGAGUGAGAACAGCAUGGCAGGCAACUCUGGUUUGACUCGUUUCCAUCAGCUCUGUUAGCGUCAGAUCAGUUAAAGGAUGAGGCGUGCGCAGUCGAAGCAUCUGUGGAGCAAUAAGAUGUGUCCUAUGUUUCUUCAUUAUCUCCGCUGCACCUUACUUCAUUCCACGCCAACAAAGUUAGCUAAUGAGCAGCUGUUACGAUGUCCCUUCACGUGUGACAUAUUGUCACAUUUGAUCAGUGUCACCUUGAUACGAACCUCUUCAGAGCUGUUGACAAUCAGCCCAGAGUUUCUGAGCAUAUCCAGCACACCCCAGUCUAAUAUGAUAUGAAGUAGUCACAAGCCAGAUGUGCUUGUAUAGUUGCAGAUGUAGACUUUUUGGGAUUAGUUUGGCAUAAUGAAAUCAUGUGAUCUUAAAUUAUGCUCAUCAGCAACAAAGCUCUAAGUGAAUGCGACACUCCUUACUGUCAGGAGGAUUUAUUUUGUAUCAGCAUUUCUACAGUACAGUAUGAGCACAUUCAAGUGCAUUAAUACUUUGAAACACUUUAAUAUUAAAUAUUAUGAAACAUACUGUACAUUAUAGUAUUUGCUUUAAGAAGUUGAGCACUCCAUUGUUUCACAAAACAUUGACUAUUAUGUUUUGUCACUGAAAAGUAACAGGCUUUUAAAAUCUUUUACUAUGACAUCUUUAUUUAAGUUUUUAUGCCAUUUGUCACAGUUUAAUAUUUAAAUAUAUGACGUGUUGUUUAAUGGAAUAUCUUUACUGAUCUCUGUUUUAUUGCAAAUUCCUUUGUAUUUUACCAAAGGAAAUGUGUCAGUCUGGUCAAAUGAUGAGGGUCAUGCUUAACACAAAAAACCUUUUAAAUGCUUAGUUUUAUGUUACAUUAAAUUAGUCUGUAAGAGAGUUAUGUUAAAUUGGGUCUGACCUUUUUUGGUCAGGGCUUUGUAGCCUUUUUAGUUGAUUUCAUAGUCA